UACCUGCCAUUACAAUAAUUGUGAUUUAAUUAUGAAAAAGAAUAGUAUAUUUCAUUUAAAUAAGUGUAGAUUUUCAGUAUGAAGUGUGAUUUUUUUUAAGUGUUCAGUAUAGAAGCUUUUAGUUCUUGGAUUCCUUAUAAUAUUUAAACUUAAAAGCUGCAAGCUACUAAUAUAACCUACUUCAAUUCUCAUACAGCCAUACAUACAUAAUAUAACCAUAUAGGUAACUAUAAAAACAAUUCAAAUACAGACAUGCAUUCAGAUUCUUUAAUGGAAUAUGUUUUGGUGAACUUCCGAUGGGUGUUUGUAGUAUUCUUCCUCCUACCCUGCACUGUGAUAGGAAAAGUGUGGGCUACCUUCGAAAAAAACUUAUGGUUACGUCGCCGUCUUACMGGACUUGAUCACGAAAAAAAACUUAAAAUCAUUCAGUGCGAGGUACGGCAUAGAAAUGUAUACGCUCCCAACCGUGUAAUGUGUACGGCCAAACCUAGUUGGAGGAGCAUGACUCUGGCUGACAUGACGUAUAAGAAAUACAUGUUCAACAUAAACGUCCAUUUGGACGAGAUGAUUUCUAUCGAUAGUCGCAAUCAGACAGUCAGUGUUGAACCAAGUAUUACAAUGGGCCAAUUAAUUCCAAUAUUAAUCCAAUCUGGGUGGACAGUACCCGUCGCCCUAGAUAUGGAAGACUUGACUAUCGGAGGACUAGUUAUGGGAAUUGGGUUAGAAUCUUCGUCUUUUAAGUUUGGAUUGUUUCAUAAAACGUGUACGCGAUACGAACUCAUCACAGCCGACGGUGAUUUGAUCAUAUGUUCAGAGUCAGAGAAUCCAGACGUUUUUGAAAGUAUUCCGUUUUCGCAUGGAACACUGGGAUUUUUGACCGCUGUCGACAUCAGAUUAAUGCCGGCGAAAAAAUAUGUCAAACUCCAGUAUCGUCCGAUUAGUACUUUGGAAAAUAUUCAAUCMAGCCUUAUUUCAGAGACGCUUGAUACAGAAAAUAAUGAUUUUGUUGAGCUAUUAAUAUUUAAUAAACAUGAAGCUGUUCUAAUGACUGGACAAAUGACUGACGGUGAUCAAAGCACAAAAAAUGUCAAUGAAAUUGGUCGAUUUUACAAACCAUGGUUUUUUAAACAUGUUGAAUCAUUCUUAAUAUCACAAAAGAAUUCCGAAGAGUAUAUUCCUUUACAAGAUUAUUAUUUCAGACAUAAUAAUUCUUUAUUUUGGGAAAUACAGGAUAUCAUACCUUUUGGUAACCAUCCCGUAUUUCGUUAUCUUUUGGGAUGGAUAAUGCCUACAAAAGUGGCACUGCUGAAAUUAACACAAACUGAUACAAUCAAACGUUUGUACGAUGAACAUCAUUUCAUAGAUGACUUUAUACUACCAAUUUCAUGUCUGAAAAAAUCUGUAGAAAAAUUUCAUGAACAUUUAAAUAUUUAUCCUAUUUGGGUAUGCCCAGCUGUUUUAAAUCCCAGUAACGGUCUUAUACACUCGCAUGCAUCAGUAGAUAGUAUGUACAUUGAUAUUGGUUUAUAUGGUGAGCCCAAUGUAUCCAAUUAUAACUCGGGUAUUGCUAAGGAUUUAGAACUAUUUGUUUUCAAGUUGAAAGGGUAUAAGAUGAUGUAUAUCGGUACUCAUUUGAAUAUGCAUGAAUUCAAGAAAAUGUUUAAUCAUUAUUUGUAUCAGCGUGUAAGAAUGCAGCUUAAUUGUGAAAACAACUUUCCAGAAGUCUAUGACAAAGUGAAUAAGAAAGUUAGGAGAUAAUAUUCAUAUCCCAAUUCUAUUUAUAAAAUAAAAUUAAAAACAAUGAAUAGUUAAUAUAAUUUCUAACUCUAAUACUUAAUGACUUUCCAGUUAAAUAUUAACUAUAAUCAGUAAUGAUUUGUUAUUUUAAUACAAGUUAUUUAGCAUAAUUUGUUAAGCUUCUAAUAUUUCUUGCAACUUAUAUAGUUA
Molecule: messenger RNA, 1947 nt
Organism: Diuraphis noxia (Russian wheat aphid)
Lineage: Eukaryota; Metazoa; Arthropoda; Insecta; Hemiptera; Aphididae
Product: delta(24)-sterol reductase-like
Biological process (GO): steroid metabolic process
Cellular component (GO): cytoplasm; membrane
Molecular function (GO): Delta24(24-1) sterol reductase activity; FAD binding
Source: RefSeq, a predicted model, not a curated record